This is a messenger RNA of Solea solea (common sole), 1166 nucleotides long. Its product is annotated as B-cell receptor CD22-like. Bases 9 to 1166 code for a protein of 385 amino acids. The transcript has 6 exons. The record is from RefSeq and is a predicted model, not a curated record. NCBI's taxonomy places the organism in Eukaryota, Metazoa, Chordata, Actinopteri, Pleuronectiformes, Soleidae.
GGAAACACAUGGCGUUUUGCACCUUAACUAAGAUAGAGAACAAGAAACUAACUGGGAAGAGUUUCAGCAUGUGCAGUGAACACAGGACGCUGACCUGGACACUAUUGCUACUUCUUCUGUCUGGUGCUCUCGGCAAAGAGUGGGAUGUGAAAUAUCCACCAGUCAUCUGUGCCGUGAAGGGCUCCUCUGUUGUCAUUCCAUGCUCAUUUCACUAUCCUUAUGGGCUGGCAGUUCAAAAUGUCAUGUGGGCCCAUGAAAGGAAUAAUUUUUAUACAGGUCCUUUCUUAUCUGAAAUUAACUCCAUGAAAUCCUCAAAGUUUGAGUAUGUUGGUGACAAACAUCACAACUGUUCUUUAAAAAUACACUCAGUAGAACACAACGAUCGAGGUGAAUAUGCGUUCAGAUUUACGACCAACACAGAAAAUGGCAUUUGGACUGGUAGUGAAGGCACACGAUUGAGUAUCAUUGAUCUGAAGAUAAAAAGAUCGAAUGGAAACAGAACAACGAACGAGGGGGACUCUGUGGAACUGACCUGCCUCAGCAGCUGCAGCGGCCUUAACCGCCCAUCUGCUUUCCUCUGGUUUAAGAAUGGAGAACUCAUCACGGAAGAACCUUCUCUACGUUUGUCUAACGUUUCCUCCAGCAGCUCUGGAAACUACUCUUGUUCUCUGAAAUCGCACAAGGGGACAACGUCAGGAGUCAUCAAUAUCAAUGUUGAAUAUGGCCCUAAGAACACAACAACAUCCGCCGGACCAUCAGUGGAGGUAGAUCUCAGGAGCAGCAUCAUCGUCAACUGCAGCAGUGAUGCAAACCCUCCCGUGGAGAAUUACACCUGGUUCAGAAUACACUCUGAUGAUAUUGAACGCGUUGGAAACAAGUCUGAACUGUACAUAAUAGAGGUUUCUAAUGGUGAUAAUGGCCAGUACUUUUGCAGAGCCACCAACAAACAUGGAAGUCAAAACUCUUCUUUUGUAACGUUAAAGGUCAAAGGAUAUUUUUCUUACAGCAUCAGCAUCAGCAUCAUCAUUGCUGCUGCUGCUGCCGUUACUGCACUUCUCAUCGCACUGGCUGUUGUGACCGUCUUCAGAAAACUCAACAAAGAAGGGACAAGCGCGCCAGAGGUUGAGUGCGUGGAGGCCAUACAGGUGCCACUAUCCGUUUACUGA